AUGCCUAAGAAUCCUCAAUCUGACUCUCACACUGGUAACCAGGGCUUUGCCUCUAUGGAUCCUGAUAAACAACGUGAAAUUGCUGCCAAGGGCGGUAGAUCAAGCCAUAGUGGUGGUUUCGCCUCCAUGGAUCCUCAAAAACAACGUGAGAUUGCUUCAAAGGGUGGUCAAGCUUCUUCUGGCUCCUUUGAAAAGGGCAGCGAACGUGCUCGUCAAGCUGGCCGUAAAGGUGGUAGCCGUUCAGGCCGCACUCAAUCCAAUGAAGAUGUUGAACAGGACUAUGACGAAGCUGAAGAUGAUGCCGCAUAUGAAUAA
This is a messenger RNA of Mycotypha africana, 315 nucleotides long. RefSeq lists its product as uncharacterized. The transcript has 2 exons. The record is from RefSeq and is a predicted model, not a curated record. The coding region runs from base 1 to 315 and encodes 104 amino acids. NCBI's taxonomy places the organism in Eukaryota, Fungi, Mucoromycota, Mucoromycetes, Mucorales, Mycotyphaceae.